This is a messenger RNA of Neltuma alba, 1996 nucleotides long. Its product is annotated as cytochrome P450 CYP82D47. Bases 120 to 1739 code for a protein of 539 amino acids. NCBI's taxonomy places the organism in Eukaryota, Viridiplantae, Streptophyta, Magnoliopsida, Fabales, Fabaceae. The record is from RefSeq and is a predicted model, not a curated record. The transcript has 2 exons. Gene Ontology annotation, molecular function: iron ion binding; monooxygenase activity; oxidoreductase activity, acting on paired donors, with incorporation or reduction of molecular oxygen.
UGUAACCUGAAGAAUAUAGUCUUCUCAUCCUUUUCUCAGGAAGAGCUGUGACAAGCCCCUCAUCAUCUUACCCAAACCUCAAAGAUCAUCAUCUCUUCUCAGAAAGCUUCUUCAAAGUCAUGACGAUGAGAGAAGCCAUAAUAAAGGAUCUUCUCUCUUUCCCAACACUAGCAGCAAUUUCAGUCAUACUUUUGUCGCUAUUUCUAUGGAUCAGAUCUCAGAAGAACUCACCAAAUCACACAAGCAAAGGAAAGCUAGCACCAGAACCAGCAGGAGCCUUACCCCUUUUAGGGCAUCUUCAUCUUCUCGGAGCUCAGGCCCCUCUCGCCCACACCUUAGCUUCUUUCGCCGACAAGUACGGUCCCAUCUUCACCAUCCGCCUCGGAGCCUUCCCUGCCCUCGUUGUUAGCAGCCAAGACGCCAUUAAAGAAUGCUUCACAACCAAUGACAAAAUCCUAGCUUGUCGCCCCAAAUCCAGCCAAGGCAUCUACCUCAAUUACAACUACGCCUCGUUCGGGUCGGCCCCGGACGGCCCGUAUUGGCGCAAAUUGAGGAAGCUCGUCAUGCUCGAGCUACUGUCAGCUCGGAGAGUCGAAUCGUUGAAGUAUGUGUACGAAUCUGAGAUCGAUGUUUUCAUCGGCGAUCUGUACUCGUACGGCGACGGAGAUAAUAAUAACAAACGCAAGGUUGUGAUUAGCGAGUGGUUGGAGCGAUUGACGCUGAACAUAAUCACAAGGAUGAUUGCAGGGAAGAGGUAUUUUGGGAAUUCGCAGGAUGUGGAUGAUGAAGAGGCUCGCAGGGUUGUGAAGCUGAUAAAGGAUUUUAUGCAUAUUUCUGGGGAAUUUGUUCCUUCGGAUUUGAUUCCGUUUCUGAGAUGGUUUCCAGGUGAAGGAAAAGUUCUCAGAUCUAUGAAGAAGAUGGCGAGUGAUUUGGAUUCUCUGGCAUCAAGUUGGGUUGAAGAGCAUCGUGUGAAGAAGAAAGAGUCGAAUAGUGAGAAACAGGAUUUCAUUGACUUCAUGCUUUCUGUGAUCGAAGAAGACGACUCCACCUUGGGCCAUACACGUGACGCUAUCAUCAAGGCAAAUAUCUUGAGUCUGAUCUUAGCUGGGGCAGACACAACCUCCAUCAACCUGACAUGGAUGCUAGCCUUAUUAUUAAACAACAAGCACGUCUUAAAGCGUGCCCAGGAGGAGAUAGACCAUCACGUAGGCAAGCAAAGAUGGGUCCAAACUUCAGAUACCAAGAACCUAACUUACCUUGAAGCCAUCUUCAAAGAAACCCUAAGAUUGUACCCAGCAGGUCCUCUCUUAAUUCCCCAUGAAGCAACACAAGAUUGUUAUAUCUCCGGUUAUUACGUCCCAAAAGGCACCAGAGUGUUGGCCAACGUGUGGAAACUCCAUAGAGACCCAACCAUUUGGUCACAGUCUGAGAAGUUCAUGCCUGAGAGGUUCAUUACAGAGAAUAAUAACAAUGGAGAAAUUGAUCAUGGAGAAGGUUAUGCCCAUUUUCAAUACCUUCCUUUUGGAUCUGGUAGAAGGGCUUGUCCUGGUUCGAAUCUUGCGGCGCAAGUAAGUGUCUUGACUCUUGCUCGUCUACUUCAAGGGUUUGAGUUGGAGGUAUAUGAAAAAGUGGAUAUGAAAGAAGGAACUAGCAUUACUUUGCCUAAAGCUACUCCUUUACAAGUUAUUCUAACCCCACGACUUUCGCCUCGUCUUUAUCACUUAUUGUAUACUUCUUAACUAUAUUAUACCAAUUUGCAUUUAACCCUUCCAACAUAAAUUAAAGUUUCAAACAAAUGGUGAGCUUUACAUGCACAAAUGUACGUUUUGUAUCAUUGUAUGUACUAUAUGUAUGCCUAGCUGGCAAUGUUCAGUUCUCUUAUUUCUUUCCUCCAUUCUCUCUUUUUCAUUUGGUUCGGUUUGGGUAAAGCUUUGAUAGACUCCAAACUUGUAAUAUACUCCUUGGGUCCUUAAUAUUAGUUAAUUUUGAUUCUAAA